UGAGUAGCGGUGCAAAUAAGUUCAUAUUUCAUUCACUUGGAAAGUCUAAUAACUAAAAAUGGCAACAAGUUCUUCGCAAACAACUGCUUCACAGCGUAAUUUAAGUGAAUUGAAAAGUCAUCAAUACGAAAUACAAAAUUUUGUGAAGAUCAGCCAAUAAGUCGAGUUCCUCAAUUUUGAUGUGGAGAAUUGCAAUGUCUUCUCGAAUCGGACAAUUUGAAUAUAACCUGUGAGAAAGAUGUCUAUGGUGCCAUAACUCGUUGGUUUAAUCACGAUGUUUCUGCGCGUCAACAACACCUCCCUCGUUUAGUCGCUUGCCUGCGGAUCACGCAAUUCGAUGUGGACUUCCUCUUGACUCACAUUCAGUCAUUACCUGGCUGUGAGCUGUUGGCCUUCAUGGCGUCUACGUGGAUAAGGGAUCCCACAGCCCGAUCUAAGAUAAAUAUCCGAUUUACAGAACCACGUGUAGGGUUCGGUGCUGGAAAUUGUGCUGAGAAAACAUUACUGGCUAUUCAUAGAGAUGUUCACGCGAAGAACCCAUGCGUACUUCAAAAUGAUAAAGCGUGGAUAAGGGAUCCCACAGCACAGUCUAAGAUAAAUAUCCGAUUUACAGAACCACAUGUAGGGCUCGCUGCUAAUAAUUGUGAUGAGAAAACAUUGCUGAUAGUUUUCAAAGAGGUUAAUACGACGAAGCCAUGCUUCCUUCAAUAUAAAAAAGCUGAGGACAAAUGGCAAAAAUAUGAGGAUCUAGAUGUCGAUUAUGUGAACCCUAGUACGAUUUUAAAAGAUGACAAUUUGGUUACACACCAUCCAAAAGAUUUCUUAGCUGGAAUAUAAAAAAUAAAACAUGGCAAGAAUUGCCAGAAAUGAAUCAAGCAAGAUGCGACCAUAGUGUUGUCGAAUUAGAUGGAAAAAUUUACGCGAUUGGUGGCAUUGGUGGUAUUGGUGAGAAAAAUACUGUUCUGCAGUCAGUUGAAAGGUAAGUAUGUAUGAAUCUAGU
Molecule: messenger RNA, 1000 nt
Organism: Zeugodacus cucurbitae (melon fly)
Lineage: Eukaryota; Metazoa; Arthropoda; Insecta; Diptera; Tephritidae
Exons: 5
Coding region: 397-837 (146 amino acids)
Source: RefSeq, a predicted model, not a curated record